AUGGAAGACAAGGCAAAUGGUUCUCUUGACACCAAAAGCCCAGUGGAGAAUGGCCAGCUUCCAGAUCCAGCCAACUGGGCGGUUGCUGACGUCGUCAAUUACUUUAAAGCUACAGGGUUUGAGGAGCAAGCCACAGCAUUCCAAGAUCAGGAAAUCGAUGGCAAGUCACUGCUCCUGAUGACACGUAAUGACGUGCUAACGGGCCUGUCGAUAAAGCUGGGCCCGGCUCUGAAGAUCUACGAGUAUCAUGUGAAGCCACUGCAAACCCAGCACCUAAAGAGCGACGCUUGUUAG
This is a messenger RNA of Nerophis lumbriciformis (worm pipefish), 294 nucleotides long. NCBI's taxonomy places the organism in Eukaryota, Metazoa, Chordata, Actinopteri, Syngnathiformes, Syngnathidae. The record is from RefSeq and is a predicted model, not a curated record.